This is a messenger RNA of Scleropages formosus (Asian bonytongue), 2031 nucleotides long. Its product is annotated as major histocompatibility complex class I-related gene protein-like. Gene Ontology annotation, biological process: immune response. The transcript has 7 exons. The record is from RefSeq and is a predicted model, not a curated record. Bases 1 to 987 code for a protein of 328 amino acids. NCBI's taxonomy places the organism in Eukaryota, Metazoa, Chordata, Actinopteri, Osteoglossiformes, Osteoglossidae. Gene Ontology annotation, cellular component: external side of plasma membrane.
AUGGUCAAUGAUAUUCCUGUGGAAUACUACGACAGCAACGUCACCAGGAUCGUUUCUAGGAGACACUGGAUUGUGAACGAAAGCAUUGAGGAAUCUCACCUGAAAAAUUUUGUGGUGCAGAAGAUCUACAAAAGUAUGAAAAUGCAAUCACAUCGCCUGACGCAGCGCUUUAAUCACGCGGGGAAGACGAUCACGCUUGACAACAAAGUGGAAAUAAUAAAGCGAUCGGAAAAAGGAGUCCACGUGUACCAGAAGUUUGCCGCUUGCGACCUGGAAGGCGACAGCCUCACCCGCUUCUUUCUUCAGGACGCGUACGAGGGAGUGGAGACAAGGAACUAUGACAUCCUCACUCAGGCGUACAGUCCCCUGGUGCCAGAGCUCAUCUGGACCAAGGUGCAGAUGGAGACCAAGAAGCUGACCUACAUCAACGUGUACCAGCCCCUUUGUCUCCGAACUCUGAGGAGGUACCUCCAAGAGAACAAGAACAUACUGCUGAGGAAAGUUCGACCAAGAGUGAGGGUAAUGCGGAAGGCAAACGUAGCCUCUGGGAAGAUGAACAUUGUCUGUCUGGCCACUGGUUUCUACCCGCGACACAUCAAAAUGACCUUGCUAAGGGACGAGCGAGCUGUCCCGGAUGAGGAGCUGACAGCAGGCGAGGUUUUCCCCAAUGGAGACGGCACCUACCAGCUGAGGAGAAGCCUCGCUCUUAGUGAAGAAGAGCAGAGGAAGAAACACGUGUACACCUGUACCGUCACACACCUGAGCCUGGACAACAAGCUGGAUGUCCGUUGGGAGCCAGAAUCUGCUUCCAGCCCUGCACUGUAUGCGGGUAUCAGUCUCCUGAUUGUACUUUCUGUGAUGGGCAUUACUGGGACCCUCUGCUGGAGAAGGCGAACUGGUUGUCAACAUCAAUGUGAAACAGCUCCAGCUGUGAAGUACUCUGCAGCCCAGGGAACUGAGCACAGUGACACAUCCUCGAACUCGUAAGGUGGUUUACCAACUACACUGCGGUAUUGAUGCAGUACAAGUUACAACAGCCAUAACCAGGGUAAUGGAUCCACUGUAAUGUAGCAUUGUUAAAUCUAUUUAAAUAUUCUAAUGCACAUUUAAUACUGCUGCAUUCAACUUGUUAAACUGCACAUAUUUUAGUCAAAGCCAAGGUAUUAAAUGUGUGAAAUUAGUGGAAAAUAUUAGAUCCGAUUAUGCACUGUAGCAUUUUUAUGCAUUUGUUCUAAAUCCUUAUGGUCUGUGUAAUAGAGGAUAAGGAUUAGCAAUGAUGAGGUGGUCUGAACAGAACUCAUUUAAGUGAAGGCCUCCUGUACUUACCUGGACAUUUACCUGCACAUGUUCAGAAUGUUGGCAUAUGUAAAGGAAUCAGGGCAUCCUGACUCAAAGCUGACACUUCACUGUCUUUAUAUACCCCACUGUAAAAGCUGAAUGUCAAAGAUAAGCACUCAAGAAAUUAAUCUGUUAAAAUGGAAAAUAAACUAUGUAAUGGAUGUCCAAUCGCCUAUCUUCAAAGGCCACUGAAUUCAACUCAUGUUGUCAAUUCAUGAGCAGAAAUGGCACGUUUACAGAAUUCAAGUUUUAAGUCAAAAUAAAUACAUUUAUAAGUGUGGGCAUUGGAUUUUAGCAACCCUACAGUAACAUCACAGUUUGAGGGCACUUAGAAUGAGAAACAUCUUUCUUAAAACAUCUUUACUCAAGACAGAACAGAAAAACUGCAACAUUUUUCCCCUCGACUGCAGUCCAUUUUCACUGUUAUAAAAAAUUACAGUAGAUAUUUUGAAAAAUAUUUUGCAAGUCUCCAAAGCAUUCUUAAAAUAAAUAAAACAAAUGUUCAACUUGAAUCCAGAGGAACAUUUGAGUAUUCAUAUACGGCCGUGAAAGACCACUUGGGAAUUCAUACAUUUGGAACAACGGUUCUAAAUAACACCAAUAAAAAAAAAUAACGGGGGAAGAAAGAAACUUAUGAUUACUUAAAGAAAACAAGUAGAGAUUUGUCUGGGCAAUAUCAGGAAAAAAAAAUUU